Messenger RNA from Colletotrichum abscissum, 1830 nucleotides. Its product is annotated as UV radiation resistance-associated protein. Gene Ontology annotation, cellular component: endosome; lytic vacuole. Bases 1 to 1830 code for a protein of 609 amino acids. Gene Ontology annotation, molecular function: SNARE binding. The record is from RefSeq and is a predicted model, not a curated record. The transcript is spliced from 2 exons. NCBI's taxonomy places the organism in Eukaryota, Fungi, Ascomycota, Sordariomycetes, Glomerellales, Glomerellaceae. Gene Ontology annotation, biological process: SNARE complex assembly.
AUGCCUCCCCCCGAGUCCCGCCCCCUCCUUAUUCCUCAAAACCGCAAGCUUCGUCAUCUUCGAGGCAUCUACCUGCGAAACCUGAGCUUCAUUCGCCCUCGAGGCCACACCAUUGAUGACACUGCUGUGAACAAGACAUCCUCGAAGCUCGAAUCUCUUCGCGACACUCCUCAGCUCCAACAUGCUCUCUCCAGCGACAAUCUGCGACCCAAAGCGCUGCGCCGCCGCAGCACUGCUCUGGCCCAAGCUACACCAAUCACGAGACAGCGGAUGCUACAGUUGACCAUCGACGGUAGGGCCGCCGAUGUCUUCUUCUCGCUGCAUUGCGAAGGCGAAGAUGAGCCAGUCUAUAUUAGUGAAAUGCAGGAGCAUGCGACGAACUUCAACUUUCAAUUCUUCGAUCUCAACCACCAUGGCCCCUCUGUCACCCGCUCCCCGGUGAUGACGAUCAAGAUCUGGGCGAAGCGAACAGCAUGGACUUUGCUGCUUCAAGAUACAAUCGAUCUCCGAAGUCUCCAUUUCAUCGGCAGCCUCCAGAAUCGCAAAUUCCCGCCCAACGGCCUCAUCUUCCACCUUGCCGACGGUAUAUACUCGCUCGAUGUCCCGGCCAAGCCCACGCACCCGAAGGAGCUGCCACCCCUCCACACAUCUUCUUACAACGCUCUGAUGAAGCUCGCGACUCUGGACAACUCUAUCCAGGACGCCAUUGCGACACAGGAGCAGCUCACAUCCCAAAUCAACGACAUCCUAGAUGAGACCGCGCACAACGAGACACCAGCCGCCGAGGAGAAGGUGAAGCUGGCCAACAAAUACGUGGCCCAAGAGCUGCGAUCCUUGAAGGCAGCCGAAAAGCGGCGAGAGGAGCUACGCGAGUCUCUCAAGUCGCGUCGAGAAGCGAUUGCCCAAGGCCGCGCCCUCCAAGAUAAGCUGGCAAAGGAUAUUGUCGACGCCACAGAGCACCUAUCGGCAUCUAAAGAAGUUCUUGCCAAGACCAAGGAGACGAUUCGCGGUCAGCGACGCCGCAUUUGCGCAGACCUCGGCAACAUCUACCAGAUCACGCCCUGCCCCACGAGUGCUCCCCUCUUUUUCCAGAUCGCGGGUCUGCCCCUUCCAAAUACGAGCUACGACAGCGCCACUUCACGCGGCCCCGAUGACGACCUUCUCUCCGCCGCUCUGGGCCAUGUUGCUGCUCUCACCAAUGCGCUGCAAUACUACCUCUCUGUGCCGCUUCCAUACCCAAUCACGCCUUUCGGCUCACGGUCCCAUAUUCGCGACGAUAUAUCUCUGCUUACCGAUCUGAACUCGGUGCAGGCGGCUCGACAGCGCGAUUUCCCCCUGUACCUCCCGCGAGGUGGGUCGACCGCGGCCCAGUAUCGCUUCGACUACGGUUGGUUCAUUCUCAACAAAAAUAUUGAGGCACUCUGUGCCAGCCAAGGGUUGAAAGUCGUCGACAUACGUCAUACGUUACCCAACCUCAAGUAUCUCCUGUACGUGUGCAGCGCCGGCACCGAAGAAGUUCCCGAGCGUAAGCGAGGCGGCGUCCGUGGUCUCUGGGCGGGACGGUUUAAAGGUCGCAUCCCUUCGUCGGUGGCAGGCGUUGGCGAUGAAGACUCGAGCAGCGUCGGCGGCAGUCGCCGUGGCAGCACCGACAGCGAGGUGCUCAGCCGGCAGCGUGAUGAGCUUAGGAAGGCCAUGACCGUUCGUGACGGUGCGAAUUCCCCUGUCGACUACAACUUCACUCACGGGAAUGGUGGGUCUGCGGGCCUCCCAUUCGAUGAUUUCAAAGUGUCGCUGAGAACCAAGGGCAUGAGAGAAAACGCUGGGAAUUGA